CGACCACCACUAGCGUUUUUCUCACUCGUGAAAAAAUUUCGACCCGGAACCCGUGUGCGUGCCCAUUUCUCCGUGGCAUUUCGCUAAUUUCUGUGCAAGAAAAAGAGAUUUUUCUCGUGUUUUCCGUGUUGUAACGUGAAUUAAAACACUCAGUGCAUAAUAAUGGCUCCACCAUCGUACUCCGAUCUCGGCAAACAGGCCCGCGAUGUCUUCAACAAAGGUUACCACUUCGGCCUGUGGAAGCUGGAUGUGAAGACCAAGACCAACUCGGGCGUGGAAUUCAGCACGAGCGGCCACUCGAACCAGGACACCGGCAAGGUGUUCGGUUCGCUGGAAACCAAGUACAAAGUGAAGGAGUACGGUCUGAACUUCUCGGAGAAAUGGAACACAGACAACACGCUCACCUCGGAGGUGUCGGUCGAAAACCAGCUGGUCAAGGGACUGAAGGUUUCGUUCGAUGGCAUGUUUGUGCCGCAUACUGGAAGCAAAACUGGACGCUUCAAGACUGCCUACUCGCACGACCGCGUUCGUGUCGAUGCUGACUUCAACGUUGACCUGAGCGGACCGCUGGUCAAUGCGUCCGGUGUCGCUAACUAUCAGGGCUGGUUGGCCGGUUACCAGGUUGCAUUUGACUCUCAGAAGUCGAAAAUCACCGCUAACAACUUCGCUCUCGGCUACUCGGCCGGAGAUUUUGUUCUGCACACCAACGUUAAUGAUGGCCGUGAGUUCGGUGGUCUGAUCUAUCAGCGGUGCAACGAUCGUUUGGAGACGGCCGUACAGCUGUCCUGGGCCUCGGGCUCGAAUGCCACGAAGUUUGGCAUGGCUGCCAAGUACGACUUGGACAAGGAUGCUUGCGUCCGUGCUAAGGUCAACAACCAGAGCCAGAUCGGUCUCGGCUACCAGCAGAAGCUUCGCGAUGGUAUUACUCUGACAUUGUCCACGCUCGUUGAUGGCAAGAACUUCAACGCUGGCGGCCACAAGAUUGGUGUCGCUCUAGAGCUGGAGGCCUAAGUGCCGUUUUUGUGUUCUUGCGCCCUUUUCCACCCCCCCACACUAGCCCCGUGCGCAAAACCAGGUGUUGCGGAUACGAUGAAGGGGCUGCAUUGGGUGUAGUUUGCAAAGUGUUUUAAGAAAUAUUAAACGAUCGAGGGAAUCCUUACCACAUA
This is a messenger RNA of Anopheles funestus (African malaria mosquito), 1166 nucleotides long. RefSeq names its product voltage-dependent anion-selective channel-like. Gene Ontology annotation, cellular component: mitochondrial outer membrane. Gene Ontology annotation, molecular function: voltage-gated monoatomic anion channel activity. The transcript is spliced from 5 exons. Bases 163 to 1011 code for a protein of 282 amino acids. The record is from RefSeq and is a predicted model, not a curated record. Gene Ontology annotation, biological process: monoatomic anion transmembrane transport. Lineage: Eukaryota; Metazoa; Arthropoda; Insecta; Diptera; Culicidae.